Messenger RNA from Neurospora tetraspora, 768 nucleotides. RefSeq lists its product as uncharacterized. Bases 316 to 768 code for a protein of 150 amino acids. NCBI's taxonomy places the organism in Eukaryota, Fungi, Ascomycota, Sordariomycetes, Sordariales, Sordariaceae. The transcript is spliced from 2 exons. The record is from RefSeq and is a predicted model, not a curated record.
UGUAGAGGAAGGAUUGACUUCGUGAUGAAAGGAUACGGUACACCAAAUGAGAAGUGGGAAAGGAAGGUCAGUCCGGACAGUCAGAUGCCAAAGAGGGCCUGUCACCGACUCGCCGUUCGUGUUACGGAAAGAAAGAUGGUUCCACAUCGGGAUAUGCGGUGAACUGGAGGACAACAUAUAAAGCCACGAGCCCUCGACAAAUUCUUGAGUUGAAAAGAUCAUUAUCCCAUCUACUAUCGGCACCACUGCAUCAAAGUCAUCCUCGAUCUUUCCCUUCAAGUCGUAUCCAGCACCAAACCACUUCAAAGAAGCACAAUGAAGUUCUCAACCCUCCCAUCCGUUGCCUUCCUCGCCUUCUCAACCGGCGCCCUCGCAGCUCCCCAACCCAUCCUCACCAACAGACAAAACUCCCAACCCCCCCUCUCCAACCCCAACCAAAACGCCUCUCUCCAGCCCUUUCUCUCCUCCGCCUCCUGCUCCGGUCCGCCCUCGCAGGUCCUGAUUCCCGUCUCCUACGCCACCUUAUCCCCGGACACCACGCUCUCUCAGGGAUGCUACGAGUUCGUCGACAACGGCGUGUCGACCCCCGUCCAGUCGGUUAGGAUCACGGGCGUCUGGCCGGAGGCGAAUAAGUGCUUGUUGAGGUACUAUGAGGGGACGGGGUGCGCUGCUGGUGGAAGUGCGUUUGGGACGGUGGCGCCGAAUACGUGUGGUGGGUUUGGGGGGAGGGGGAUUGGCAGUUAUCAGGUUGUGUGUGAGAGGACUUAG